This is a messenger RNA of Psylliodes chrysocephalus, 453 nucleotides long. The record is from the annotation of a GenBank genome assembly. Lineage: Eukaryota; Metazoa; Arthropoda; Insecta; Coleoptera; Chrysomelidae.
AUGUCUCGAGCCACAAGACGAAAGCACGUUCAGCUAGAGGUCCUGCACGACGAUUUUUCAGCCCCAACGGAAAACCAACGAAUCGUUAAAGUCCUCAACAGCAGAGGCAACAAUUUGCACGAAGUAGAAGCACCCGACAAGUCAACCUUCCUCGUCUCCAUGCCGACAAAGUACCGCAAAAACGUUUGGGUGAAACGAGGCGAUUUCGUGUUGAUCGAGCCGAUCGAAGAGGGCGACAAAGUAAAAGGAGAAAUGGUCAGGAUACUCACCCACGAGCAUAUCAAGUAUUUCAAAAAGGACAAUGUGUGGCCGAAAGAGUUCGAUGUUAAAAAAGAGGAAAAAAGCGACGGUGAUGACGUUUUUGUAAAUACGAACAGACCGGUGGUCGAUAGUGAUGAAACCAGUGAUUCCAGUUCGGAUGAUGGAAGUCAUAAAAGUGACAGUGAUAGUUAG